GCUAAGCGAGUCAAGCAACUCAAAUCACUUCAAUAAUUUCCUCUUCUUAAAUCUCUUCCUCCUUUUUUUUUUAUUCUUAAAGCUCGUUUUCUUCCGUCUUCGGGUUUGAUCUGCUUCAACACGAUCCCUCGAGCCCCGGUACUCUGUUGGGAAUGGGUCGGUGGCUGCUAGGGCAUCGAAGAGACCCUCGAGGUGGAUUCUAAGGAUUUUAUACAUUUUACACUUUUAAGUGAUGGCUGAAAGCUGGGAUGGAAGCUACGAUUCCAAUAUACGAAGUUAUGAAGCUAGCAGACACUCUGACGAGAGCUAUCAUGAAAAACUGCACAUUGAGCCUAUCUAUGAGUCAUUUGUCUGCCCGUUGACGAAACAAGUCAUGCAAGAUCCUGUUACCAUAGAAAGUGGGCAGACUUUUGAGAAAGAGGCAAUUGAAAGGUGGUUCAAAGAGUGCAAGGACAAUGGGCGGAGGGCUGUUUGCCCAUUGACACUGAAAGAGCUGAGCAACACUGAUCUCAAUCCCAGCAUUGCUCUGAGGCAUACCAUUGAGGAAUGGACACAAAGAAAUGAAGCUGCUCAGCUUGACAAUGCCUGUAGAUCCCUAGGUCCUGGGGCCUCAGAAGGUGAUAUUUUACAAGCAUUAGAUUAUGUUGUGAAUAUUUGCAAGAAAAGUAGGUCAAACAAGCAUGUGGUCCGAAAUGCUGAGUUAAUACCAAUGAUUGCUGAUAUGUUAAAGAGUAGCAGCAGAAAAGUGCGAUGCAAAGCUUUGCAAACUCUCUGUGUAGUUGUUGAAGAUAAUGAUGACAAUAAGCAGGAAGUUAUGGCUUCUGGGGAUACUGUUCGAACAAUUGUGAAGUUUCUAUCACGUGAUCACUUCCAGGAGAGAGAAGAAGCAGUGUCUCUGUUGCACGAACUUUCAAAAUCCGAAUCUCUUUGUGAAAAGAUUGGUGGAGUCAAUGGCGCUAUACUUAUAUUGGUUGGUUUAUCAAGUAGUAAAUCAGAAAAUGUCUUGACUGUUGAAAAAGCUGAAAAGACGCUGGAAAAUCUAGAGAAAUAUGAGAAGAAUGUUAGGCAAAUGGCUGAAAGUGGAAGACUAAAACCUCUUCUUACACUUUUACUUGAAGGUUCACCUGAGACGCAGCUAUCCAUGGCAGAAUGCUUGGGGGAUCUUGUUUUAAGCAAUGAUGUCAAGAUCUUUGUAGCCCAAACUGCUGGUUCUGCUCUUGUUGAUGUCAUGAAGUGUGGGAGUAAGCAGGCUAGAGAGGCUGCACUUAAGGCACUAAAUCAGAUCUCAUCACAUGAGGCAAGUGCUAAGAUACUUAUCCAAGCCGGUAUCCUACCUCCUCUUCUCAAGGACCUCUUCACUGUUGGAGUUAACCAACUUCCAAUGAGGCUGAAAGAGGUAUCUGCUACUGUACUUGCAAACAUUGUUGCAUCAGGUGCAUGCUUUGAAUCCACUCUACUUGAUCAAGGUCAACAAACUCUAGUCUCUGAGGAUAUUGUCCACAAUCUUCUUCAUCUUAUUAGCAACACUGGUCCUGCAAUUGAAUGCCAGCUCUUACAGGUACUUGUGGGGCUCACAAGCUCUUCCACAACUGUCCUAAAAAUUGUUUCGGCCAUCAAGAGCUCUGGUGCUACCAUCAGUCUCAUACAGUUUAUUGAAACUCCUCAUAGAGAUAUCCGCAUGGCUUCAAUAAAGUUGCUGCAUAAUAUCUCUCCUUUCAUGGGUCAGGAACUUUCAGAUGCCCUGCAGGGCACUGCCGGCCAGCUUGGUUGUUUGAUUAGAGUUUUCUCAGAAGACAAUGGGAUUACAGAGGAACAAGCAGCUGCGAUUGGAUUCUUAGCUGAACUUCCAGAGGGAGAUUCAGGUCUGACAAGGCGACUUCUUGCUGAAGAAGCCUUUUCGAUUAUCAUUUCCAAAGUUAUGAAGAUCCGACAUGGUUGCAUUCGGGGAGGCCGGUUUGUCACCCCUUAUCUUGAAGGGCUAGUUAGGGUCCUCUCUAGGUUUACAUUUCUAUUGGAGAAUGAAACUGAACUUAUAGCCCUUGCCCAGGAACAAAACCUUGCAGCACUCUUCGUAGAUCUCCUUCAAACUAAUGGUAUAGAUAAAGUGCAGAUGGUUUCUGCUUUGGCAUUGAAGAAUCUUUCAAAGCAGUCGAAACAUUUGACAAAAGUACCAGAGCCUCCGGAACCAGGGUUCUGUGCUUCAGUAUUUCCUUGUUUCAGUAAACAGCAAGUUGUGACUGGGCUAUGCCAGGUCCACCGUGGGCGCUGCUCUAUAAAGGAGAGCUUCUGUUUACUGGAGGGGAAGGCGGUCGAGAAAUUGGUGGCUUGUCUUGACCACAACAAUGAGAAGGUGGUGGAGGCCGCAUUAGCUGCACUAUGUACUCUGUUGGAUGAUGGGGUGGAUAUUGAGCAAGGAGUACUUGUUCUUUGUGAAGCCGAAGGGAUUAAACCAAUACUUGAGGUCCUACUGGAAAAUCGAACUGACGUACUAAGGCAGCGGGCUGUGUGGGCAGUGGAGAGGAUUCUGAGGACGGAGGAUAUUGCUUAUGAGAUCUCAGGAGAUCAGAAUGUGGGUACAGCUCUGGUUGAAGCUUUCCGCCACGGUGACUAUCGAACCAGGCAAAUUGCAGAACGGGCAUUAAAGCAUGUUGACAAGUUGCCUAAUUUCUCUGCAAUAUUUCCCAAGGUUGGAAUUUGAUUAGUAGGGGUGGGCAGAAGCUUGGUUUUUGUGCUUUUCUGGAGGACCUGUUGAAGCCAACAAGAGAUGGGAUUAUGAUUGUAAGAUGCUUAGAAUAUUAUAGUUCCUAUUAAUAAUGUUGUUUUUUGCGUGAGUUAAGAAGCCAUUUUAAUUAAUUCAGUAUGUCCAGGCAUGCCUUCUUUUAUUUCUCAGAUGUUUUGAGGCUGCUUAAAGCGGUUGUAAUGUACCGUCUACAUCAAAGUUGUACCGAGAACUCACUGUAUGCUUGAUUUGUUGUAUGUUUUAUA
Dendrobium catenatum is the source of this 2985-nucleotide messenger RNA. Its product is annotated as U-box domain-containing protein 44. Gene Ontology annotation, biological process: protein ubiquitination. NCBI's taxonomy places the organism in Eukaryota, Viridiplantae, Streptophyta, Magnoliopsida, Asparagales, Orchidaceae. The coding region runs from base 233 to 2698 and encodes 821 amino acids. The record is from RefSeq and is a predicted model, not a curated record. The transcript has 5 exons. Gene Ontology annotation, molecular function: protein binding; ubiquitin-protein transferase activity.